AUGCUGCCCUAUAUUAAUACUCCUUUCGCCGCAGCCGGACAGCUCAUCGGUGCUUCCGCUGACGAAUUGAAACUUAUAACCUCCUUCCUCCUUUCGUACCCACUCGCCGGUAUACUAAAAAGGAUUCCGGACUCUCAACCCUGGAAGAAGAAUGCUUUCAUAAUCGCCGUUUCGUUAUUCUACCUAGUAGGCUUAUUCGACCUCUGGGAUGGAGUGCGGACGCUGCUAUACUGUUCCGCUGGGGCCUAUGCGAUCGCAUACUACGUGGAUGGUUCCAUAAUGCCCUGGAUUGGAUUCGCAUACCUAAUUGGCUACAUGUCAGUCAGCCAUAUAAUACGACAGAUAAUCAACGAUCCAUCCACUAUCGAUGUUACUGGUGCUCAAAUGGUGUUGGUUAUGAAGCUGAGCGCAUUCUGCUGGAACGUACACGACGGCCGUCUACCCGAAAGCCAACUGUCUGAUGCCCAGAAACAUGCAGCCAUCAAGAAAAUGCCUGGUCUCCUCGAUUUUGCCGGAUAUGUUCUUUUCUUUCCGUCCCUACUCGCUGGUCCGGCGUUUGACUAUGUUGAAUAUAGACGAUGGAUCGAGACCACCAUGUUUGAUCUGCCACCAGGAGUAGACCCAUCAAAGGCGCCUCCAACCCGCAAGAAGCGCAAAAUCCCAAGGAGUGGACGCCCUGCUAUGUGGAAAGCAGCCAUGGGACUAGCUUUCGUUGGAGCCUUCGUCGUCUUUGCACCUAUAUAUACCACUAAUCUAUUGUUGAGCGAUGAGUACGCCGGAUAUGGGUUCUUGAGAAGAGUUUGGGUUUUGUAUGUGUUUGGGUUUGCCGCUCGGUUGAAGUACUACGGUGUCUGGGCUUUGGCUGAAGGCGCCUGUAUCCUUUCUGGAAUGGGAUACAAUGGCGUCGACCGGAACACUGGCCAAGUGUACUGGAAUAAGCUAGAGAACGUCAACUCGUGGGGACUGGAAACCGCCCAGAACCCUCAUGCGUUCCUUGCGAACUGGAAUAAGAACACGAACCACUGGCUGCGAAACUACGUUUACCUUCGAGUCACUCCAAAGGGAAAGAAGCCGGGAUUCCGAGCGAGUCUGGCAACGUUUGCAACAAGCGCUGUUUGGCACGGCUUUUACCCUGGUUAUUACCUAACAUUUAUACUCGGCUCUUUUGUUCAAACAAGCGCCAAACAUUUCCGCCGCCACGUCCGCCCCUUUUUCCUAUCCGCUGACGGCACAACUCCAACCCCUUAUAAGAAAUACUACGACGUCGUGAGCUGGCUCGCUACACAACUCACCAUGAGCUUUGUCGUCGCACCAUUCAUUCUCCUCGACUUCGCCGACUGUAUCACCCUCUGGGGCCGCCUCUAUUUCUAUACAAUUAUAGGCAUAAUUGCCACCCUUGUCUUCUUCAACAGCCCAGCUAAAGCUCAACUAACCAGAAUGCUGAACCAACGCAACAAGAAAGCAUCAGGAACAGCGGUGACUGGGAAACCCUCUGAAAGAGAAGCAGCAAAUGAGGCUGCUGCCGCUAAAGCGAGAGCCAAAGCUCAGGCCGAUGCUAAGGAAUUACGCGCUGGAGAAACUCCAUACACGGAACAGCCUCUCGGUUUACCUAAUGAUUUGGCACAGGAUGUUGAAGAUGCCGUGCAUGAGAUGAAGAAGGAGAUUGAAACAAGGAGACGACGAGGAAGUCUGGUUACCAUGCCUACGGGUGCAGAGCUAAGGAUUGCGCUUGAGCAGAAGCUUGGGAAGGCACUUUCAGACAUGCAAUAA
Messenger RNA from Arthroderma uncinatum, 1770 nucleotides. RefSeq names its product lysophospholipid acyltransferase. Gene Ontology annotation, biological process: lipid modification; glycerophospholipid biosynthetic process. The coding region runs from base 1 to 1770 and encodes 589 amino acids. Gene Ontology annotation, molecular function: 1-acylglycerol-3-phosphate O-acyltransferase activity; 1-acylglycerophosphocholine O-acyltransferase activity. Gene Ontology annotation, cellular component: endoplasmic reticulum; membrane. NCBI's taxonomy places the organism in Eukaryota, Fungi, Ascomycota, Eurotiomycetes, Onygenales, Arthrodermataceae. The transcript has 4 exons. The record is from RefSeq and is a predicted model, not a curated record.